Molecule: messenger RNA, 660 nt
Organism: Chionomys nivalis (European snow vole)
Lineage: Eukaryota; Metazoa; Chordata; Mammalia; Rodentia; Cricetidae
Product: 60S ribosomal protein L7a-like
Exons: 3
Coding region: 1-660 (219 amino acids)
Biological process (GO): ribosome biogenesis
Cellular component (GO): ribonucleoprotein complex
Source: RefSeq, a predicted model, not a curated record
AUGAAAGCCUGGAAGCAGGAGGCUAAGAAGGUGGUGAAUCCUUUAUUUGAGAAGAGGCCUAAGAACUUCGGCAAUGGGCAGGAUAUCCAGCCCAAGAGAGAUCUCACACGCGUCGUCAAACGGCCCCGCUACAUCAGGCUGCAGCGGCAGAGGGCCAUCCUCUAUAAGUGGCUCAAAGUUCCUCCUGCCAUUAACCAGUUCCCCCAUGCCCUGGACUGGAAAACAGCUACCCAAUUGCUUAAACUUGCCCACAAGUACUGGCCAGAGACAAAGCAGGAGAAGAAGCAAAGGCUGCUGGCCCAGAACAAGAAGGCUCAUCUGGUGGUGAUUGCCCACGACGUAGACCCCAUUGAGCUGGUGGCCUUCCUGCCUGCUCUGUGUUGCAAGAUGGGGGUCCCCUACUGCAUCAUCAAGGGAAAGGCCAGGCUGGGGCGGCUGGUCCAUAGGAAGACGUACACCACUGUUGCCUUCACACAGGUUAACUCGGAAGACAAGGGUGCUCUGGCCAAGCUGGUGGAAGCUAUUAGGACCAAUUACAAUGACAGAUACAAUGAGAUCCGCCGCCACUGGGGAGACAACGUCCUGGGUCCUAAAUCUGUGGCUCGAAUUGCCAAGCUGGAAAAGGCAAAGGCCAAAGAACUCGCCACUAAACUGGGUUAA